Wallemia ichthyophaga EXF-994 is the source of this 1266-nucleotide messenger RNA. RefSeq lists its product as uncharacterized. Bases 1 to 1266 code for a protein of 421 amino acids. NCBI's taxonomy places the organism in Eukaryota, Fungi, Basidiomycota, Wallemiomycetes, Wallemiales, Wallemiaceae. The transcript has 3 exons. The record is from RefSeq and is a predicted model, not a curated record. Gene Ontology annotation, molecular function: protein binding.
AUGAGUGGGGAUACACCAGAUAUUCAAGAAUCUCAAGAUAUCUACCUGAAUAAAGAUGAAAUGCUUGAAGAAGAUGUUGAGGAUACGGGUGAACCAAUGGACGAUGAUGAAGGGGAUGUUGAAGGGGAUGUUGAUGGAGAUGGGGAUGUUCAAGGUGACAUGGAAGAUCAACAGGCUAAAUUGGACAUGAUUAACGCAAAAGAUGAUUCCAUUCAAGGAUUCUUUAAUCACAAGGAACCUGUUUACGCUCUAUCCAUACACCCAAUCAACCCUGAUAUCGUUGCUAGUGGUGGUGGUGACGAUAAGGCUCAUAUUUGGUCUAUAACCGACGGAGAACACGCUAUUGCCGUCUUGGAAGGACACACCGAUUCAGUAACUUCAACUGCAUUCUCAAGUGAUGGUCAGUUGUUAGCUACAGGUGGUAUGGAUGGAUUUGUUAAGAUCUGGGAUUCCUCAGAUUGGUCUUUGAAGGUUGAUUUACAACUUGGUGAUGAAUGCACGUGGAUUGAUUGGCAUCCAAGAGGUAACGUUUUACUCACUGGUUGUGCAGAUUCGACCAUUUGGAUGUGGAAAUUACCAAAAGGUGACAAUAUGAACGUAUUCUCUGGGCACACCGAGAUGGUCACCUGUGGUAGAUUCACCCCAGAUGGGAAAUCUAUCGUUUCUGCUUCUUCAGAUGGCUCACUCAUCAUGUGGUCACCAACAGAAGCAACACCAAUAACAAAGAUUACUGGAAAUGAUGCUCGUUUUAACCUCGAUGGUGGUAUAACUGCCAUGUCAGUGAACCCUGCAGGUACAAUUGCAGUCGCAGGUGGUGCUGCAGGUGGUGUGAGAGCUGUUAACCUAGCAAAUGGUCAAGUUGUAGGUAGUUUCGAAUGCCACAAGGAAGGUGAAUCUAUUGAAGCUAUCUCAUUUUUACCUGAAGGUGCUGCUGGUCAAGGUCCUGCUGGAGUUGUUGUCACUGGUGGUACAGAUGGUGUUAUCAACGUGAUUGAUUUAACAACUAUGCGUGUUCGUAAUACAAUAACUAUAGAGGAACCUGUCACAGUUUUAGAAUUCCAAAAACAGUCUCCUUUCUUUACUGUUGGUUCAGUUGAUCAUAAAGUACGCAUAUUCGAUGCACGUACAGGUACACUUUGCAAAGAAUUGGAGGGUCAUUCAGAACCCGUAUUGAGUAUUGCAGUUUCAAGUGAUGGCAGUAGAAUAAUAUCAGGCUCGGAUGAUGGUACAGCUUUGGUAUUUGAAGGUGAUAGUAAUACAAAGUAA